CAUCUUAAAGCACUGGUUACUUACAGUGUCGCGAUCCUCGAGUAAAGAUCGAACCAACGCUGCCUUCACAGAACAACAGGCGGGAUAAUCUGCCUAAUCGAGAUAUCAACUAGUGUGUGACAACACGACGCAACAUCUUAGCUGAUAAGCCGUUUCAAUUAGGACCUCAUCUAACCAACCGCAGUCAACAUGCCAGGACUAGCAGAUCCCGUUGCGUUCAUUAAGGAUUUCGCCGCCGGUGGUAUUUCGGCGGCCAUCUCCAAGACUGCUGUGGCCCCCAUUGAACGUGUCAAACUGUUGCUGCAGGUCCAGCAUAUCUCGAAGCAGAUCGCCGAAGCCGACCGGUACAAGGGCAUGGUCGAUUGCUUCGUGCGUAUUCCCCGUGAGCAGGGUAUCGGUGCGUACUGGCGUGGUAACAUGGCCAACGUUAUCCGGUACUUCCCGACGCAAGCCCUGAACUUCGCCUUCAAGGAUAAGUACAAGCAGGUCUUCCUGGGUGGUGUCGACAAGAACACCCAGUUCGUCCGUUACUUCAUCGGUAACCUGGCCUCCGGUGGUAUGGCUGGUGCCACCUCGCUGUGCUUCGUAUAUCCACUCGAUUUCGCUCGUACCCGUCUAGCCGCUGAUGUCGGCAAGGCUGGCGGCGAACGUGAGUUCAAGGGUCUUGGUGAUUGCCUUGGAAAGAUCUUCAAAUCUGACGGUAUUGUUGGUCUAUACCGAGGCUUCGGUGUAUCUGUUCAAGGUAUCAUUAUUUACCGCGCCGCCUACUUCGGUUUCUAUGACACCGCUCGUGGUAUGCUGCCUAACCCGAAGACCACUCCAUGGUACGUCAGCUGGGCCAUCGCACAGGUUGUCACGACUGUAGCCGGUAUUGUGUCGUAUCCAUUCGAUACCGUCCGUCGUCGCAUGAUGAUGCAGUCUGGCCGUGCUAAGUCCGAGAUUAUCUACAAGAGCACACUGCACUGCUGGGCCACCAUCGCCAGACAGGAAGGCAGCGGUGCCUUCUUCAAGGGUGCCUUCUCCAACGUACUCCGUGGUACCGGUGGUGCUUUCGUACUGGUACUGUACGACGAAAUCAAAAAGGUCCUGUAAAUCCCGAACACGAACACGGGAUGCGCAGUACACCUUGCUUUUAAUGCGUUUUUUGUUUCUUUCCAUAACUGCCCUCCCUUGCACUGCUCCUUCCUUUCUUGGUCCGUUUUUUUUUUUACAGUUAUAAUUAUUCUAUCUCUCUCUAACCGUUCGACCGGUUUGUUAAGUGACAAAUCAAAUUAGCAGUUGUGUUCGGAAAAACACGUGUCAUAUGUAUUUGUAGACAGUCAGUGACUACCAAAGUGAUGCAGCAGAUAACAGAAUGUACGAAACGUAAUACCUUAAGUCCGAAAAGCCCGAGAGAGCUUUCGAAACUGAGAUAAAUAAAUCGAAAAAUGAAACAUGAAA
Malaya genurostris is the source of this 1440-nucleotide messenger RNA. RefSeq names its product ADP,ATP carrier protein 2. Lineage: Eukaryota; Metazoa; Arthropoda; Insecta; Diptera; Culicidae. The transcript is spliced from 5 exons. Bases 190 to 1092 code for a protein of 300 amino acids. Gene Ontology annotation, biological process: mitochondrial ATP transmembrane transport; mitochondrial ADP transmembrane transport. Gene Ontology annotation, molecular function: ATP:ADP antiporter activity. Gene Ontology annotation, cellular component: mitochondrial inner membrane. The record is from RefSeq and is a predicted model, not a curated record.